Asterias rubens (European starfish) is the source of this 1500-nucleotide messenger RNA. RefSeq names its product acid-sensing ion channel 1C-like. Gene Ontology annotation, biological process: sodium ion transmembrane transport. NCBI's taxonomy places the organism in Eukaryota, Metazoa, Echinodermata, Asteroidea, Forcipulatida, Asteriidae. The transcript is spliced from 10 exons. The coding region runs from base 1 to 1500 and encodes 499 amino acids. The record is from RefSeq and is a predicted model, not a curated record. Gene Ontology annotation, molecular function: ligand-gated sodium channel activity. Gene Ontology annotation, cellular component: membrane.
AUGCCGAUGGUUAAAGUCAGACCCAUCGAAGACGAUAUUAGUAUCGUCUCUUUCAACUAUGACGAUGUGAAAAUUGGAAACGAUAAAGAUGGGGAUGCACGGGAGGAAGUUUGUGAUGAAAAGGUUGAUGAGAAUAAGAAGAAGGUUGAGAAGAAAAAGCGCAAUCGAGUGAGUCGGUUCUUCUCAACAUGGACGUCGACGGUGCCGGAGGCAGUAGGUGUUACGGGGCUGAGGUACAUUACUAGCAGUCAAGACAGUAUCCUUAGAAGAUUCGUGUGGUACGUGGCAAUCUUCGGUGGGAUGGGUGCACUCUUUUACCAGGCAACCGACAGAGCUGUGUACUUCGUUGGAAACUACAAGACUGUGGAUGUAGAUAUCGAGUACGGCUCUGAGCUGGUUUUCCCUGCGAUCACAAUAUGUAACUACAAUACAUUCAGAAACCUUGACUUGGACUCCCUUCCAUUUGGUCAAAUGUUGUCCGAACUUAAUGGCUUCAUACCGACUCCAGUUAACUAUACUCAUUACGCAAUACUCAUGGGUGACAUUAACGCUACGGAGUUGUAUCUAUCGCUGGCUCACAUUAUGGACCACGGAGAAAUGUUUAAUUUCGGAACAUGGGAUGGUUUUACUUUCAUCACUCCACAAGUGUUCACCCGAGUAAUCACCGACUUCGGUGUCUGUCACACGUUUAAUGGAGGGUUCGACGGGGAAGAGCUGAGGAAAGUCCAAGUUGCAGGGAAAGGUCACGGCUUGUCCCUACUGCUUGACGUGCAGCAGUACCACUACUAUUACUCCAAGUCAUUGCAGUAUUCGGCUGGCGUGGUUGUUGCCAUACACGACCAGGAUGAUAUACCCUUAGUAGAAUCAUUUGGCUUGGCCGUAGCACCAGGCACAGAGGCAAGGAUUGGUAUUAAGAAAAGACAGGUGAAUAAUCUACCGCCCCCUUACGGCGUGUGCGGAUCAAGAGAUCUCAAGUAUUUCUCGUCUCCUUAUUCAAUGCAUAAAUGCCAACGUGAAUGUCUCAUCGACUACAUACAGGCAUCGUGUGGCUGCGUGGAACCAUACAUGGCUGUGAGCGACAAUAUGACAGUCUGCAAUCCAGCAAUAAUUUUUUCCUGCGUCCAUUUUCUCGCAUAUAAGUUGAAUGUUAAAGACGAGUGCGACUGCCCUGUCACGUGUGAAUCAACCACGUACACAACCAGCCUCUCCUACUCCCGCAUGCCUUCGGAUUUUUACAGCCAAAAACUGCUAGACUAUGUGGCUGAACUGGGCCACGCGGUGGAAGAAGACCAUUUCCUGGCUAACAGUGUGAUGCUCCAGCUGUAUUUCGAAGAAAUGACAACCGAAGUAAUCACCCAACGUGAAGCCUACACUUUCUUUGCAUUUUUGUGUGACAUUGGAGGCUCCAUGGGCUUGUGGCUUGGAGGGAGUAUUUUGACGAUUGUUGAAAUAUUUGACCACCUGUUCCAGAUUGCGUUUAUCGAAGGAGCGACCAAAUAA